CAGACCAGUUCUCUGCAUCAUGGCUUCCACAGCGGUGCUCCUGCUUCAGCUGCUCCUGGUCUCACUGGCGUCUGCAUCACAUCACUUUGGGGGAAUGGCGCACUUCACCUACAGAGGACAAAACCCUGAUGGAACGUACAAGGUGGACCUUCACAGCAGGUCAACCUCCAGGUGGUGUGGGAACAUCUACUGGUGGAACUGCUAUGGGAGCAACUGUGGCAUUGUCUAUAGCAGUCAGUCGGGUAUGGUUGACAGGCAGACCAACAUAUCACAAUACUACGGAGACUCUUGUGAGACUGAAACAGUUUUCACGACUAAUGUUCUCAGUGACAAACCUUUUCAGAUGAGGGCAAGUAGCUGCUGUUGGGUGGCAACGGCCAAUAAUGUUGGCAGCUGGCAUCUACUGACUGAAGUAGAUCUGGGAAAGAGGUCUGACACCAGUAAACCCAACAGAUCACCAGACAUCGGCAUCCUACCUAUCCUCCGAGUUCCUCAGAACUGCCCUCGGACAUACAAGCUCACGUCUUUUGAUCCUGAUGGGGACAAAGUUCAAUGUCGGUAUGGAAACGUCAGGGGGAGGGAAUGCGACUCGUGCAACCUGCCACCAGGCUUCCUCUUAGAUCAGGGAUCUUGCACAUUGCACUACAACUACACACAAGCCAACAUCUGGGCUUUGGGACUUGAGUUGGUGGUGGAGGAUUUCCCACAAGGCUACAUCAAUCUGCAAUACGCAGACGGAUCCAGAUCCUACAAGGCUCCGAUGACCGCGAGGAGACGAAAGAGAUCCUAUUACCCGAGCACAUACCCAACCACAACCUCAUACCCAACCACAACCCCAUACCCAACCACAACCCCAUACCCAUACCACCCAUACCCAUACCCAUACCCAUACCCAUACCCAUACCCAUACCCAUACCCAACCACAACCCCAUACCCAACCACAACCCCAUACCCAACCACAACCCCAUACCCAUACCACCCAUACCCAUACCCAUACCCAUACCCAUACCCAUACCCAACCACAACCCCAUACCCAACCACAACCCCAUACCCAACCACAACCCCAUACCCAUACCACCCAUACCCAUACCCAUACCCAUACCCAUACCACACCACAACCCCAUACCCAACCACAACCCCAUACCCAACCACAACCACAACCCAAUACCCUUACUCAACCAGAGGCCCAUACACAACCAGAGCCACAACCACAACCACAAGCCCACACCCAACCACAACCACAACCCCAUACACAACCAGAGCCGCAACCACAACCACAAGCCCACACCCAACCACAACCACAACCCCAUACACAACCACAGCCGCAACCACAACCACAACACCAUACACAACCACAACCCCAUACACAACGACAGCCGCAACCACAACCACAACCCCAUACACAACCACAACCCCAUACACAACCACAACUCCAUACCCAACCACAGCCUCAUACCCAACCACAGCUCCUCUCAGCAAACUUCCUCUGCAAUUCUCUGUUCUUGUGGACCCCCCUGCUCCGUCAUGUCAGGAGGGAGCUUUCCUGCCCAAGCUUCUGCACCCAACACCUGCAAAUGGAGCUCGUUUCCAAGCAGAGGUCAACAAGGAAUUGGAAAUCAGAGUCAAAGCGCAGGCCACAAAUGCAACAAUAAAUAAUAUCAUGGUCAGUGGGCCGGCGAACAUCAGCAAGCACCAGAACACACAGGGAGAGUUUGUCCUCAGGUGGACGCCGCUCCCAGAUGACCACGGACAACAUUUCGUGAUCUGCUUUGCUGUUGAAGCAGUCGAAAUGGCUGCCGUCUAUCAGUCCGAGAUGAGGUGUGUUAUUGUGGAAGCCAGAAGUGAAAUCGUUAAAUCCCAUGUGAUCUGCAACGAGUCCUCAAUGACAGUAUCGGUUGAGAAAGCCUCAUUCCCUCGACUCCAUGAGGAUCAUAUGCAGCUCAAUGAUCCCUCCAACACGGCCUGCAGCCUCCAGAGACACUCCAACAGCACUCACAUCAUCGCCAUCAUCCCCCUCAACGCCUGCGGCACUCAGAUCGAGGAAGACGAGGAGAACCUCAUCUUCAAGAACGAAAUCACCACAGUGGACAACCCCAGAGACCUGAUCACCAGGAAGCACCAGCUGGAGGUGCAGUUCUACUGCCAGUACCCAAAACGAGGGAACGUGUCAUUGAGCUUCGUGGCACACAGGACGAACACAACUGUGUGGGAGAAGGGCUUCGGCACGUUCACCUACCAGUUUGAGUUCUACCCUGACAACCAGUUCCAAACCAUGAUGGAUCCAGCAGCAUAUCCUCUAGAGUACGACAUUGGGAACAGGAUUUACAUGAAGAUCAAGGCCACCUCCUCGGUCAACAACACCCAGCUGUUUGUGGAGUCCUGCCGAGCUGCACCUUACGACAACCCCAACUACCACCCAACCUACUCCAUCUUUGAAAAUGGGUGUCAAAUGGAUCCAACUCUUCAGAUCCACUCCCCCGCUGCCCAGAAGGAAUUCAAGUUCAGCAUGGAGGCCUUCAAGUUCAUCGGAAUGCACAAUCAGGUGUACAUCAGCUGCUCGGUCAUGAUGUGUGAAGCAGGGAAUUCGGACACCAGGUGUUCCAAAGGUUGCAUCAACUCUACGUCGACAAGCCCCUCACGCUUCAAGAGAGAGGCUGUCAUCCAGAGUGCCAGUCACUUCGUUUCCCAGGGGCCAUUGCGCUUACGGAGAUCGGCAGAGAGCGUCAGAGCCACAGCGACCAACCUGAAUCUGAACCUGGUGUUCAUCGCUGGAUGUGUUCUUGCAGCCGUCGGCAUGAUCUGCGGAGUGGUCAUGUACAGAGCCAAAGUGUCAAAGGUCAAAUACCAACCUCUGCCAACAUUUGAGAGUUAAAUCAGCAGCGUGUGGGAAAUACCUGUUUUAUAUUGAUCACUUCAGACUGUACCAAGUCUUCUUUCAUGGUUUUUGUCUGGGGUUUAUGUCUCUAAUCAGGUGCAAAUGUGAGCAGACAGAUUUCAUAUCAACAUCCUCGUGAAUGUCUUCAGCUUUUUGUAAGGUUUAACUUUUAUAUUGAACAAAUCUGAAAGGUGUGUGGUGUUUACAGGUGGGAUCUGAUGUGGUUUUAUAACGUGUUACAAUAUGAUUCUGAUUGAAACGUGUGUUUUUACUUUCCAACACAUACAUUUCUCAUGUGUCUGAAUACAUAUGAGGGUUUAUAUACUGUAUCUCUGUUUCACACACUGAAGUGUUUGUCAAUGCAAAGUCAUUCAGGGAAGUGUCAGAUGGUUGAGUGUGGUUGAUGUCGCUCUGAGUUGUAUAUGCACAUUAAAUAUCAAGUUGCAAACAUGUGACCUCCGGAUAAGAGUCACCGCCAAACCUCAAUUUACAAACUGCAGAAUCCAAAUGUUAGUCACCUGGAGGAAUGAAGCAACAGCACGUGAUGCUCUUCAGGUUCAGGGUUGGUCUCCAUGGUCAUUCAGGCUGCAGCUUCAUCAUCACCAUUUCUUCCUCUGACCAUUAUUUCAUCAAUUCAUAGAAAAUUAUCAUAUGUCAAGUUUUGUUUGAUCAACAGUCUAAAGCUGAGAUGUGUUUAUGUCACUGUCGCCUUUGGGAAACUGGAACUGAAUAAUAGUUUUUGGUGUUUGGCUAAAAAAUAAACAACAAAUA
Molecule: messenger RNA, 3646 nt
Organism: Platichthys flesus (European flounder)
Lineage: Eukaryota; Metazoa; Chordata; Actinopteri; Pleuronectiformes; Pleuronectidae
Exons: 13
Coding region: 20-2872 (950 amino acids)
Source: RefSeq, a predicted model, not a curated record